This is a messenger RNA of Trichosurus vulpecula (common brushtail), 7088 nucleotides long. RefSeq names its product nuclear receptor subfamily 3 group C member 1 (gene NR3C1). NCBI's taxonomy places the organism in Eukaryota, Metazoa, Chordata, Mammalia, Diprotodontia, Phalangeridae. The record is from RefSeq and is a predicted model, not a curated record. Bases 460 to 2775 code for a protein of 771 amino acids. Gene Ontology annotation, biological process: nuclear receptor-mediated glucocorticoid signaling pathway; regulation of DNA-templated transcription. Gene Ontology annotation, molecular function: steroid binding; DNA-binding transcription factor activity; sequence-specific DNA binding. Gene Ontology annotation, cellular component: nucleus. The transcript has 9 exons.
ACAACCAGGGAGCCCUUUCCCGUGUCCUCCCUCCCCUUCUUCUCCUCCUCCUCUUAGUCGUCCUCCUCCUCCUCGUCCUCCUCCUCCUCCAUUUUGCUAGCUGUCUGUGACUAGAGCCCGAGUCACCGCCCGCCUGUCGGGGACGGCUGAAAGUGGGUGUAAGAAGGAGAGGACGGGUGGGAGGGCUCCGGGGAGAAGAAAUGUACCAAUAAACAACAGUCCAGAAGACCCGAACAGGGGCCGAAGACUGUUCUUGGCGGUGCGGGAAAGGGGCAAGACUUUUUAAAUAGGGGUUCUCCCCCAUUCCCCCCAUGGAAAAGGGGGCGGCUGUUUACUUCCUUUUUUUAGAAAAACAUUUUUUCCUCCUCCUUUCACACGCUAAGUUGUUUAUUUCGACCGCGGUGGGAGCUGUGGAAGGUGGCGGGAGAAGCGGACCCCUGGAUGAGCUGGUAUUAACUGAUGGACUCAAAGGAAUCAUUAAGUCCCUCCCUUGGAGAAGAAACCACCAAAAGUAUACAUGGUCGAAGCAGAGGAAAUGUAAUGGACUUUUACAAAACGAUAAGGGGUGGAGCUGCUGUGAAGAUUCCUGCAUCUUCAUCCUCACAGGCUGCUGCUUCUCAGUCAGACUCUAAGCAGCAGCCUCUUUUGGGUGACUAUUGUAAAGGAUCAGCAAGCAGUGCACAACAGCCAGACCUCUCCAAGGCGGUCUCGCUAUCAAUGGGACUCUACAUGGGUGACACAGAUUCAAAAGUGAUGGGAAAUGAUCUGGUAUUUCCUCAACAGGGCCAAAUUGGUGUUUCUUCUGGUGAAACAGAUUUUAGGCUUCUUGAAGAGAGCAUUGCAAACCUCAGUAAAUCAUCCAGGGUGCCCAAAAGCCCCAAGAGGUCAGCAUCUUCUACAAACAAUGAAUUUCCAUCAACAUCCAAUUUCGAUAAAGCUUUAGAAAAGCCGACUUUAAAAAAGGGCCCGACUGGCACUAAUGAUGGCAGUGCAAAAUUGUAUACUGAAGACCAAAGUACCUUUGAUAUUUUACAGGAUUUGGAGUUGUCCUCUGGGUCCCCAAGUAAAGAGGCAAAUGAGAGCCCUUGGAGAUUAGACCCCUUGUUAGAUGAAAACUGUUUGCUUUCUCCUUUGGCAACAGAUGAGUCAUUUCUUUUAGAAGAAAAUGCAGAUGAAGACUGCAAGCCUCUUAUUUUGCCGGACACUAAGCCUAAAAUUACUGAGCAGGGGGGUCUAAUUUUGCCCAGUUCUAAUAUGCCAUUGCCUCAAGUGAAAACAGAAAAGGAAGAUUUUAUUGAACUUUGUACUCCUGGGGUAAUUAAACAGGAGAAACUGGGCCCAGUUUACUGUCAAGGAAGUUUUUCUGGGGCAAAUAUGAUUGGCAACAAGAUGUCUGCCAUUUCUGUCCAUGGUGUGAGUACCUCAGGGGGACAGAUGUACCACUACGACUUGAAUACUUCGUCCCUUUCUCAGCAGCAGGAUCACAAGCCUGUAUUUAAUGUCAUUCCACCCAUUCCUGUUGGUUCAGAAAAUUGGAAUAGGUGCCAGGGAUCUGGAGAUGACAACUUGACUUCCUUGGGAACUCUAAAUUUCACUAAUAGAUCUGUUUUUUCUAAUGGAUAUUCAAGCCCUGGAAUGAGACCAGAUGUAAGCUCUUCUCCAUCCAGUUCCUCUACAACAGCGGGACCACCCCCCAAACUCUGCCUUGUUUGCUCCGAUGAGGCUUCAGGAUGUCAUUACGGUGUCCUAACUUGUGGAAGUUGUAAAGUGUUCUUCAAAAGAGCAGUGGAAGGGCAGCACAAUUAUCUUUGUGCUGGAAGAAAUGAUUGUAUCAUUGAUAAAAUUCGAAGAAAAAACUGCCCAGCAUGUCGUUACCGAAAAUGUCUCCAAGCUGGAAUGAACCUAGAAGCUCGAAAGACAAAGAAGAAAAUUAAAGGAAUUCAGCAGCCCAAUCCAGCAGCAACAAGAGAGAAUUCUGAAAGUCCUGUCAACAAAACGAUGGUUCCUGCCUCGUUGCCACAGCUUACUCCAACGUUGGUAUCACUCCUGGAGGUCAUUGAGCCAGAGGUGUUAUAUUCAGGAUAUGACAGCACGGUGCCUGACACCACUUGGAGGAUCAUGUCAACACUUAACAUGUUAGGAGGGCGACAAGUGAUUGCAGCAGUGAAGUGGGCAAAGGCAAUACCAGGUUUCAGAAACUUACACCUGGAUGACCAAAUGACCCUGCUGCAGUACUCCUGGAUGUUCCUGAUGUCUUUUGCACUAGGGUGGAGAUCGUACAAACAAGCGAGUGGCAGCCUGCUGUGUUUCGCUCCCGAUCUCAUUAUAAAUGAGCAGAGGAUGAAUUUACCUUGCAUGUAUGACCAAUGUAAACAUAUGCUACUUGUGUCCAGUGAAUUACAAAGACUUCAGGUUUCUUAUGAAGAAUAUCUCUGCAUGAAAACCUUAUUACUUCUCUCUUCAGUUCCCAAGGAAGGUUUGAAGAGCCAGUCACUCUUUGAUGAGAUUAGAAUGACUUACAUCAAAGAGCUGGGGAAAGCCAUAGUCAAGAGGGAAGGAAACUCAAGUCAGAACUGGCAGCGAUUUUAUCAGCUGACUAAACUUCUGGACUCCAUGCAUGAGAUAGUUGAAAACCUUUUGAACUAUUGCUUCCAAACGUUUUUGGAUAAGACCAUGAGCAUCGAGUUCCCAGAGAUGUUGGCUGAGAUCAUCAGCAAUCAGAUACCAAAAUACUCAAAUGGAAAUAUCAAAAAACUGCUGUUUCAUCAGAAGUGACUGCCUUAAUACAAGAGGUUGCCUUAAAGAAAAGUCAGAUUUAUAGCUUUUGUCACACAGACUUAUAGACUGGUUCAUUUCUGUCCUCGUGGCGGCGUUUCUUCUGCAAUUAUGCACUACAUGUGGUUUCUAGCGGGCCAAGACUUGGACAUGAACACAGUUGCUUUGAAGCAACAGGAGAGGUAGGGAGAAAGAAAGUGAAAUAAGUCAUUUGUACAUCCUGGAAAUCAGACACGUCAUUUUGGGAAAGAACUUCCCAGUGGACAGAAGAUGGCACCCCAACUCCCGCUGCCAGGAAUCUGCAUCAUGAACAUUCUACUAGUGAUUUUCCACAGCUGGUUGGAUAAGUGUUUUCUAGGACUUUUUUGGUCAUGUUUUUCUUUUUUUUUCUUCCUUUCUCCCCCUGUAUAGUUAAGAUAGCCUUUUGAUUUAUGCAUGGUAACCCAAAAAAAGUUUACAAAUGUAUGCCAGAAAAGGGAAGUCGUGCCUUUUAUAGCUAUAACUGUCUGGUUUUAGCAAUUUCCUUUACCUUUAUAUCCAGUGAACUAAGCCUGCCCAUUUUUCUUACAUCAUUUUUGUAUUCGAGUUGCCUGUUGUACAGCUGUCUGUUUCAGGUGGGCACUCUGUUCACGGCUUUCCUAAAUAAACGCUAACCAUUAUUCUUCUGUGUGAAAAUGGGUUGGUGCUUCUACUCUGAGAGUGUUUUGCUCUCAGGAGACCACAAACAAAAUUUUCUCAGACCUCGAGUCUUUACCAGUUAUCACCCUAAUGCUAUAUAAGAUAUAUCUACACAUCCGCAUAGCGAAUAGACGCAGUCCCGCCCCAGCAGCCAACUGGUACAUGUCACCCAGUCUGGUGGCCUACUCAAUAAGCUAUGGUAACUAGAGAAUAACUUUUAGAAAUGGCCUAAUCACACAGUUAUGGCAGAAUUAAAAACAUAGGAGCAAGAUUCUGAACACAUGGGUUCUAAAUCCUGCCAGCUCUGACAUUCUUCAGGCCUCCCUCCUCAUCAGGGUUUUACAGAAUAAGUGUCCACAGAAAGAUGGCAAGGAAGUAAGCAUUGAAUCUCAUUGGGGGAUCCCUUUAUUAGAACAGCCCAGAGAAGUUUUUCAGUCAUACCUGGACAUCCUGUGUCUGUUCUUAAAAUCAGUACUGCGCUUUUCUAAAUUUUAUUCAAACAAGAAGCCAACCUUAUCUGGUUUUUAAAAGGCUCAAUUUGCUGAACCACAAAAUCAAAACCAAACGAAAAAAACUGGCUAGACACCCAUUUUCACAUUCCCAUCUAGAUCCUCAGCUUUGAAUCUUUGUGAUUUCCAAUCAUGUUGUCAGACUUUUACGUUUGUGAGGCUUACAUAUCCCUUCCUUUCCACUUUCUCGUGUGCCAUAAAUUUGACAGGGGUCUUGUGAAUCUCUCCUCCUCACUAUGGGUGAUCAUUUUAGAAGAUUUAGAAGCUGUAGUAGCCCUUUCUGUGUGCACCUUACCGACCUUCUGUAAGUUCAAAACUUAACCUAUUUACUGAGCCACGACGAGAAUUGAUUUUUAUUCAGUGGCCAAAUUAUUUGUGUAAUAGAAACUGAAAAAAAUCUAAUAUUAAAAAUAUGAAACUUCUAAUAUAUUUUUAUAUUUAGUUCUACUUUCAGAUAUACAUAUAUAUAUAAAUAUAUAUCAUAUUGGUAUUCACUAAUCCAGGAAGGGAAGGGCUACUGCAGCUUUACAUGCAAUUUAUUCAAGUGAUUGUAAAAUAGCUUGUAUAGUGUAUAAUAAGAAUGAAUUUUUAGAUGACAGAUUGUUUUAUCAUGACAUGUUCUAUAUUUUUCAUAGGGUUCAGAGAAAUGCAGAAGGGUAAUCUAAACGAUUUAUAGUUUGUGUGUGAGUGUUCAUAUAGUUGGCACAGGUCCCCAGAAAGUUAUCCAUAGAUGAGAAUAGAGGGACUGAGGAGGCAAUCCUACAUGUGGCCAUUUUGCCAAGGCCACAUCCCAUCAAGUUGUGAACAGCAUCAUCCCAUUACCUGGAAUUCCAAUCACCUUUCUUGUUCAGUGAGUCUGUUGUCCCUACAGGUUGGUUUGACCUCCUGCUGAAAAAAAAAAUGAAAAGAAAUGAAGGAAGAAAAACAAAGAAAGGAAGAAAGAAAAAUAGACAAAGCAGGGGGAUGAAGAGGGUAGCUCUGAGAUAUGUAUGGGCACUGGCCAAUAGCGGGGUUACUUUCACAUACAGCCUCUCAUACAGCUUAGCAAAAACAGUGGCUUAAGGAGCUUGGCAAUAAUAAUGCAUACAGGUACCAGCAAUGUGUAUAUAUACUGCAAAGCAUCACAGGUCACUCACAAUACACUAAUUCUUUUCUGUCCUAUGGCAAGGCUUCACUUCCCUUUAAAGUGAGGGAGUGAGACUUUUCUUGGAUUGCUUUUCGAAUGCUACAAGCUUCAGUAUUUGAUAUGCCUUUGCUUUUAUUUUUUUUAAAUGGAGUAAUCACUUGCUAUUUUUUUCAAAUGCAUAAUAAAAAGGGAUGCUUUUUUCCUGAUGGCCAGGAUCCAAGUGUUACUGUAAGAUAUUGUUCACCUAGCUGGAGGGGAAGUUUUACAGUGCCUCAGAAAUAAUGUUUCAAGAUUCACAAGAGAGUUCGGUUUCAAAACCUGUUCCAGGAAAAGAAAUCUGUGCCCGAAGAAUGUGGUCGACACCAGUUUCCUCCCAAGUUUAAGAAAUAUCACAUACUAAUGGUCUGCUGAGGGAAGGUCCUACUGACAAUUGUGAGAUUGCCCUAAAGCCAUUCACUGGAGAAAGAAUGGCAGCCACCCUUUUGGGAUGAGUAUAAAUGCAGAUGGAAUACAAUUUAAACUAGGUCAGCGUGCAUGGGCUGCAAUUGUGGACCUCGGACAAAAGUUAGACCAGGUGCUACUCGCAGGCAGCCCUCAUCCUCCCACUAGUAUUUAACUAUUCACGCCUAUUUUGCUUGUUAUUCACUUUAGUGUGAAUUGCAAGGCAUGUGUGUCCCAUACAGAUACACCAUGAAAAAUGCUUCCCGUUAUAGCUCAAAAAUGUGACCCUCCUUUGUUGACUUUAUGAUGUGAUAUGGGAUACCACAGGGAUAGGCUGAGGUGAUGGGGCAACAUGGAAACAAAAUUGUACAGCCUCUUAGUAUCUGCCAUUCUCCUUCCCAUCUUAGCAGGGGAAGGGAAAGGUAGUUGACUAUCAGAUAGUCUCCUCUCAUACAAAAGUAGGAGAGGAAAUCCAUGUUGCCCGACUUUUCACCCAUGCAGCAUCGUAUCAUCUCCCCUUGGUGCCAAGCCCAGAAGAAACCCUGUCCAAAGAGGGAAGAGCUGGCAGUUGGUUUGUGGCAAUGGAAGUAGCAUAGAAUGAGAUUCAGAAAUGACUUCAAACUUUGCUUUAAAGCAGAUCAAAAAGACCCCUCUCACUUCGACAGAGACAGUGUUCAACUGUCCCUAAAUCCACAGGUUUAAACAUGCUUUCUGAAAGACUUGUCUUGAUACUCCAUAGAAUGUAAAACACUAGCAUUGAUGGGUCCCUUUGCUUUGAUAAAGGGAUAUGAUCUUGUUGAGUCACACAAAAAUGUAGUAGAUAUUAAUUAUCAUGUGUGUUUCAUCAGCCUGUUUCCAGCAUAGGGACAGGGGAGGGAAGGGAGAAAAUACAAGGAGAAUGCGUUUAAGCAGUAUUUUAAAUGGCACAACUGUCAUCCAAAACCAGUCAUGUAUUCCAGGUCUUGGUACGUCAGUGGCUAUCGAUGUGCUGAGACAAGAGCCUCAUUUUUAGGAAAGAAAUAGAGUCUCUUUCAAAGAAGGAUUUCGCUUUCUGUUGAAAGGCUGUGUGUAUGAAAAUAGCCCCCUUAGGUAUUUUACCUUGCUUAACUACAUAUAGAUUCAAGUGUGUCGAUAUUCUAUUUUGUAUAUUAAACAAAAGCUUAUGUAAUGGGGACAGAUCUAUAUUAUACUGUGUAUGGCAUUAUUAAAAAGCUUUUUCAUUAUUUUUUAUCACAGUAAUUUUAAAAUGUGUAAAAAUAAUUAAAACCAGUGACUCCUGUUUAAAAAAUAUAUAAAAGUUGUAGUUUUUUAUCCAUGCUGAAUAAUUCUAUAGUAAAGAAAAUAAUUCUGUAGUAAAACAUGUCUUUUUCACCCACUCAGUGCAACGGUGGAUUGUAAAAUCUCGUGUGGAAAUGUUUAACUUUUACUUUUUGUUUUAAUUCGCCGUCCCAGUAAUAUCACCCCACACGUUUGUACAGAAUUGGCAGUAAAUGGUAGUCAUUUACAGCUAUGCCAAAUCAUGGCCAGAAAUCAUAAUAAAAACUUGCUUUUUCCAUCAA